UGAGCGAUACAAACACUGACAGUUGACACUGUCAAAGAAUGACCAAAAUAUAAAGUGUUGGUUACUCUAGAUCGCAAUAAAAAAAAGCAUUUUCAAGUUCAAACCCGAUAUUUAAACAAAAUAAGAUGCUGAAUAAGGUUUUACUUUCUUCCGAUGUCGCCUUGGUUUGUGUACAACAUGCAUUAUCAACGGAAAAAGAAGAAAUAAUGGGCCUGCUUCUUGGAGAGGUUGACAGCAAUGGAUCUUUGGUGUCAGUAGUGUCCUCUGUUAUUUUACGUCGUUUAGACAAAAAGCCCGAUCGAGUUGAAAUAUCGGAGGAACAGUUGGUACAAGCUACAUUGCGCGCAGAAGAAUUAGCUGCUGAAGUAAAUAGACCACUUAGAGUUGUUGGAUGGUAUCAUUCACAUCCUCAUAUCACAGUGUGGCCAUCCCAUGUUGAUCUUGCUACACAAUAUAUGUAUCAAAGAAUGGAUGCUAGUUUUGUUGGAAUUAUAUUUGCAGUAUUUCUUACCGAUCAGUCUACAAAAGCUCCUUCGAUUCAAAUAACAUGUUUCCAAUCCGUUAAUGAUGGGUCAAGUCAGAGUAGGAGGGAAAUUGAAAUGGAAAUAAUAAAUGAUAAUAACUCUUUAUUGUUAAACAACUUGGAGACUCUUACCCAAUUGCCAGCUAUAUUAAAAGAGGAAGAAGAUGAAUCUUAUACCAAUGAAGUGGGUCCAAAUGAAACUGAUGAUAUAAUUAACAGGCAACAUAAUGCAGCAGUGAGAACUAUUGCAAUAGGACAUAUUGUUGAUAAGAUGUCGAGACCUAUGCUAGAGGGUCUUGUAGCCAGAAAUACUCUAAACACAGUAAGGCUAAAAGCUCUAAAAAAGCAACAUCAGCAAAUGAUGUCCAAGUUGGAAAAUAUGCCCUGUAAUGUAUGAAGUUAAAAAAUACUGUAUGCUGACAAACCAUAUAAUAAAUAAUUACUGAUGAAAAACUA
This is a messenger RNA of Trichoplusia ni (cabbage looper), 979 nucleotides long. Its product is annotated as lys-63-specific deubiquitinase BRCC36-like. The coding region runs from base 126 to 920 and encodes 264 amino acids. Gene Ontology annotation, molecular function: metallopeptidase activity; polyubiquitin modification-dependent protein binding. Gene Ontology annotation, biological process: double-strand break repair. Lineage: Eukaryota; Metazoa; Arthropoda; Insecta; Lepidoptera; Noctuidae. The transcript has 6 exons. The record is from RefSeq and is a predicted model, not a curated record. Gene Ontology annotation, cellular component: BRISC complex; BRCA1-A complex.